Messenger RNA from Monodelphis domestica (gray short-tailed opossum), 2587 nucleotides. RefSeq names its product solute carrier family 15 member 2-like. Gene Ontology annotation, cellular component: membrane. The record is from RefSeq and is a predicted model, not a curated record. Gene Ontology annotation, biological process: transmembrane transport. NCBI's taxonomy places the organism in Eukaryota, Metazoa, Chordata, Mammalia, Didelphimorphia, Didelphidae. Gene Ontology annotation, molecular function: transmembrane transporter activity.
AUCACCUAGUCCUGAGCUGAAACCUAGAAGCAAUGACCCCUAGAGGGUCUCCAGGAUUCCAUGACCUCUGGAGGCCAGGAGUCCGUUGAAGGCUGUUGGGAGUUGUCACUAAGAUGGAAGCCAUAGAGGCACAAAAAGAAGAGCAAUUAUUAAAAAUCAAGAAGUUUAGAAAUAAGUUUCCAGUUUCUGGGAUCAUCUUAUUGAUCAUUAAAUGGCUAGACAAUACCAGCUUCUCUGAAUUGUACGGUUUACUCAAAAAAAAUUUUUUCUCUCAUUUCAAUUUCUCCACGGAAUAUGGCAACUCCCUGGAUCUCAUGUUCCACUGUUGUCUGACUAGCAUGGCUUUGAUUAGUUCCAUCAUCACAGACUCCUGCCUGGGAAAAUUCAACGCCCUGAUCCUGAGCCAGGUGCUGUUGUUAACGGGUUACUCCAUUGUCAUAGCCAGAGAAUUCCUGCCAGAAGACACAUUUAUGUCCAUGUUCCUUCUGGUUACUGGUUUGCUCCUGGUGGCUUCUUCUACUGGAGUCAAGUUGCCUUGUUUUAUGUGUUUAGCCGGGGACCAAUUUCAAGAAAACCAGGUAAAAGAAAGGAACAUGAUGUUCUCCUUCUUAUUCCUGUCUAUAUCCUUUGGGGAAAUAUUUGCCACAUUCUUAGUCCCUCUAAUUAAAGAUCUCGAGUGCUUCUCCAAAAACUGCUACUUGGUUUACCUUCUUGCCUCAACUUGCAUUGAGAUUUUUUGUAUAGUGCUUUUGAUAGUUUCCAAGAAAUUAUUCUUCAUAGCAGUACUCAAAAGGGGCAAAAUAUUGGAAAUCUUCAAGUGUAUCCAGUUUGCACUUGUAAAUCAGCUAAGACACUGCGCUUUGAAAAUCCCUAGGAGGGAUCACUGGCUAGACUGGGCAUUGGAGAAGUUCUCAGAGGAACAAAUUCGUGAUGUGAAGAUUUUCUUUCUGUUACUUCUCUUCACCAUACCCUUUCCGUUUUUAUGGGCCUUGUCUAAAAAACAGACAAAUGCAAACUUUUUCCAAGCUAAGAAGAUGAAUAGGAGUCUGGCUGGGUUUUCGUGGCAAAAUGAUGAAGUGCAGGUAUGCCAGGCAUAUGUUUCUGGCUGCCUCAUCAUCAUCAUCACUUUCAGCGAAAUAUGUGUACGGCCCAUAGCAAAGCGUCAUGGAUUCAGCUUCACAACAAUGAGGAAAAUGCUGAUAGGAAUGUUACUCAUCUACAUCUCCAUGCUAAUUACACUCUACCUGGAACUACAGAUUGAGAAAUACCCCUACCCAAUGCCUGGUCCGAGGGAAUGCUACCUGAGAGUCAUUAAUGUAGUUGAUUCUACAAUUCAUAUGGACUUGUAUAAAAACACAACUGUUUCCUACUCCAGACUGUGCGUAGCCUUUAAGAAACACGAGAAUUAUAAAAAGAUACAUUUGGACUCAGAGUAUCAGAAUUUUCUGAACAAACUAUAUUCCUCUAAGACACUUAAAAAAGAAAAUAUUCUACUGAAGGAGAAGGAAAAAUAUACUCUGGUUCUGUAUGGAAGAAGUAGAAACUUCUCAAGCUUGCUGAUCCAUGAUGAAGAAAACACAUCAGGGAAUGGACUUGCAGAUGUGAAGAUUGUCAGUGCCUUGGAUAAAAAUAUUACGUUCCUCAGAGCCCUGGGAAGCUUCAGGCUCACUGAAUACAAUAGAGUCUCUCCAAGCCUAAGAAUUAAGACAAACAGAAGUAGAAAGCUGCUUUGUAAAACGGAUGUAAUAUAUUGGUUCACCUUGGGACUGCUGGAUUAUGGAGGCAAUUACAUGUACGUUAUUAUUAAGGACACCCCAAUAUUGAUUAGCUGGAAAAUACAAACCAUUGAGAUCAAGAACAUUUCCUUUGUGUGGCAAAUUCCACAGUUAAUUAUAUUCGAGAUAGGAGAAUUUAUGGUGCAAGUUUCCUGCAUGCAGUUUUACUAUGCUGAGGCUGUAGAAGGCAUGAAAGUUACCAUGAUGGCUUUGUGGUUAAACACCAUUUUCACUGGUUUCCUCAUUGAUACUACUAUGAUCUACAACUUCCUCCUGCCUUCGUGGAUUGACCAAUUCAUAUUUUCUAGUAUCCAACUGGCUCUGAUCAUUAUCAUCGUCAUCACAGCCUAUUACUACCAAGAAACUAUAAUAAAACUUCGGAGAAAGCCUCACUUCUGAAUUCAGACCUCCAUGCCCUUCAACUGUGCUUGGGGAAGAGAUGGAGAAACUACAUUUGGCCCAGGUCCCUCAUCCUUAUCCCAGUCCUUUCUCCUAUCUGACCCUCCUCUGAUCAUUCUCCCUCUCUAACUCUUCUCGGUGGCUCUCCUAGACACUGGCUGGAGCCAGUUUCAUUCAACUCUGGGCCAUGGUGUUUGUGUGUGUGCUUGGAGAUGAGAGGCCAGGGUUGGGAUGUGUAAAAGGGGGAGGAUACCCCAGAAGUUCCUCUCUAUUAAAUAACUCAUGAGGAUGACCAAAAGAAAGCUUCAAUGUACAAUAAGCCACCCUCAACUCAUGCCUUCCCAAAUGGUCAAGAGACACAGUGAGUGCAUGGAGGGUUAUUUGGGGAAGAAGAAAAUAAAGUGUGAAGAACA